Messenger RNA from Solanum dulcamara, 2595 nucleotides. Its product is annotated as protein DA1-related 1-like. The record is from RefSeq and is a predicted model, not a curated record. The transcript has 12 exons. The coding region runs from base 597 to 2156 and encodes 519 amino acids. NCBI's taxonomy places the organism in Eukaryota, Viridiplantae, Streptophyta, Magnoliopsida, Solanales, Solanaceae. Gene Ontology annotation, molecular function: ubiquitin binding.
UUGUGGACUGAUGAUACCAAAUCAAUGGUAUAAAGGUCCCACCUUCAAGAAAAACACACAACUUUUUCCAAUUUGAAAUAAUGAGACUUUUCACAUUACCCCCUUCAUUCAAUUUUCGCCCAUCUAAUUACUCUUCUUUGAUAAAGUUUCACACUUUUUUUUUGUUUUUUUUUUUGAUUUUUUGGGCCUAUACUUAGCUUGGAAUUCAAUUCCUUUCAUUUGGUUUCUCCUUUUCUAUCUUUUACUUUUCUAUCUUAUUCACACUUCCACUAGAAUGUUCCUCUGAACCUGCCAAGAAGAAUUCCCCACUUUUUUUUUUCCUUUUGUAAUUUUGCCAAGUUUUAUUCUUCUGUGGAAUGAUGAUGGUGGGGAUAUGGGUAUCUUUAGUGUCAUCUCCAAUUCUGGGGGCAUGACCUACCUUCAAACUGAAUUUGAUGCUUUGUCUCCUCCUGAUUCAUCAGAUUCCUUCAACUUGUGCUGAUUCUUUUCAACUAUUUGGAAGUGUUUAUUAUUGGUGUCGGAUUCAUAUAGCCAACUACAACUUGUUUGGGAUUGAGGCGUAGGAGUUGUUGUACACCAGUGAUAUCAAUUGUGUUAUGGGCUGGUUAGAAAAGAUAUUUGGAGGUUCCACACACAGGAUCUCUGGUGGACAAUACCAUGGGGGGUAUGAGGGUGGGCAAUAUCAUGGGGGCUACGAAGGCGGGCAAUAUCAUUCGGGGUAUGAGGGUGGGCAAUAUCAUGGGGCGUAUGAGGACAGUACAAUUUGGGAUGGACCAACUACAUCAGUGGAUGCAUUGUCAGAUUUUGAUAAAGAAGAAAUUGAUCGUGCCGUUGCACUUUCUCUAGCAGAAGAGGAUCAGAAAGGGAAAAAAGUAAUCGAGAGUGAACCCUACUUGGAGGAAGACGAGGCGCUCGCCAAGGCUCUUCAGGAAAGUUUGAAUGUGGAGUCAUCAUCUCCACCACCACCACCACCACCACCACCUCGAUAUGAUUAUGGAAGUCUCUUUCCACCAGUUUCAUACUCUUUUCCGUAUGGUUAUAGGGUUUGUGCCGGUUGCAAUGCUGAAAUUGGACACGGAAGAUAUUUAAGUUGCAUGGGAGCUGUUUGGCAUCCAGAAUGUUUCCGUUGCCAUGGUUGCAAUCAACCAAUUUCUGACUAUGAGUUUUCAAUGUCAGAUAACCGUCCAUACCAUAAAUCAUGCUACAAGGAACAACAUCACCCAAAAUGUGAUGUAUGCAAGAACUUUAUUCCAUCAAAUUCAGCUGGUCUAAUUGAAUAUAGAGCUCAUCCUUUCUGGCUUCAGAAGUAUUGCCCAUCACAUGAAACUGAUGGGACACCUCGUUGUUGCAGUUGUGAGAGAAUGGAGCCCGCAGAUGCCAGAUAUCUGAUACUCGAAGAUGGUAGGAAGCUAUGCCUAGAGUGCUUGGACUCUUCAAUAAUGGACACUCAUGAAUGUCAACCCCUUUAUCUUGAGAUACAAGAAUUUUAUGAAGGUUUAAAUAUGAAAGUAGAGCAGCAAAUUCCUUUGCUUCUAGUUGAAAGACAAGCAUUAAAUGAAGCGAUGGAAGGAGAAAAGAAUGGUCAUCAUCACAUGCCUGAGACUCGAGGACUAUGCCUGUCCGAAGAACAGACCAUUAGCUCUAUUUCAAGGCGACCACGGAUUGGUGGUUAUCGGAUUUUAGAUAUGUUUACAGAGCCUUACAGGUUAAUUCGACACUGUGAAGUGACAGCUAUUCUAAUCUUGUAUGGUCUUCCUAGGUUAUUGACUGGUUCAAUUCUGGCUCAUGAAAUGAUGCAUGCAUGGUUGCGGCUUAAAGGUUAUCCGAGUUUAAGUCCAGAAGUGGAAGAAGGUAUCUGCCAAGUUUUAGCUCACAUGUGGUUGGACUCUGAAAUUAUAGCUGGUUCUGGUAGUACUUCAACUUCUGCAUCUUCCUCUGCAUCCUCAUCGUCCUCUUCAUCACCAUCUACUUCAUCAAAGAAAGGGAAACGUUCCGACUUUGAAAAGAAACUGGGUGAUUUUUUUAAGCACCAGAUUGAAUCAGAUACCUCAGCAGCUUAUGGGGAUGGAUUCAGAGAAGGCAAUAAGGCGGUGCUCAAGUAUGGCCUCAAGACGACACUUGAUCACAUCCGGCUUACAGGAACCUUCCCGUGUUAAAAUUUUCAGUCAUUCUGAGUGUUUCCACUUCAACGCGGAUGUUCUAAACAAACCUUCUAUACUAGUUUUGUAGGACCAAAUAGCACAUACAAUUAUAAUCAUAACACAAUAAUGAAAAGGUAAAGAGUAAAUGCAGCAAUAAGACACAGAAAUGUUUAAUACCACUUGUGUCUGUUUCAAGUGUAUACUUAUUCAUAUAAAGGAAAUCCAAACAUAGUGAUGCACAAGUAUAUCCUUUCUUCCUGUCCCCCAAAAGGUGAUUCAUUUUUUGUUGGAGAAAAGGAAGAUUGAUCGUAUAGGCCUAAUUGACUCCAUGUAAUGUGUGAAGCAGCACAUAUAUCGUAUUUGCAUGCUCCUGUAAUUAUAUGGUGUAAUAUCGUGUUUGCCUUCUCCUGUAAAUUGUAAUUAUAUGGUGGUAUUCUCUUAUUUUUCAUCUUAA